Miscanthus lutarioriparius is the source of this 642-nucleotide messenger RNA. The record is from the annotation of a GenBank genome assembly. NCBI's taxonomy places the organism in Eukaryota, Viridiplantae, Streptophyta, Magnoliopsida, Poales, Poaceae.
AUGAGGGCCCCGCCGGCGCGGGAGGAGGCGGCGGCUGCGGCCGCGGCCGCGAACAAGAACAUCCUCAUGGAGCGCGACCGCCGGCGCAAGCUCAAUGAGAAGCUCUACGCGCUGCGCAGCGUGGUGCCCAACAUCACCAAGAUGGACAAGGCGUCGAUCAUCAAGGACGCGAUCGAGUACAUCGAGCAGCUGCAGGCGGAGGAACGGCGGAUGCUGCAGGAGGUGCGCGCGCUCGAGGCCGCCGAGGAGCGCGUCGACUACGAUUACGACGAGGGCGCGCUCCUGGAGGCGGAGCGGGGGAAGAGGAUGAAGCGGACGCAGUCCGUGCCUUCGUCCUCCUUCCCGGCGCCCGUGGAGGUCCUGGAGCUGCGCGUGUCGGAGGUGGGCGACCGCGUGCUGGUGGUCAACGUGACGUGCGGCAAGGGCCGCGACGCCAUGGCCCGCGUCUGCCGCGCCGUCGAGGAGCUCCGGCUCCGCGUCAUCACCGCCAACAUCACCUCCGUCGCCGGCUGCCUCAUGCACACCAUCUUCGUCGAGGUGGAUUUGGAUCAAGCAAAUCGUAUUCAAAUGAAGCACAUGAUUGAGGCCGCUCUGACUCAGCUAGAUGCCGCCGGGAGCCCGCCAAGUGCGAUGAGCUAUUAG